CGGUAACGCCAUCGUCUCUAGCCAACGCUUCAAGGAGACAACAGAUUUCCAUUAUCCUUUUCCCAAUUUUCAUCGUUUUUCCAGUGUUCGCGUACAAUGUUUCAUUAUCAUUAUUCAUUCGUUACAUUUUCGUUAUAGCGUUAUUAUUAUCUUGUUAAAUAAAAACAUAAAAACUGUUUUUAGUGAAAUAUUCACGUUUUGUAACCACGUCGCCUUCUCCAAGUACGGAUCAACAAGCCGGUGCUACAAAAGACGAAAACCCUAUACUGUCUGUAAUAGGAUAUAUCUAGUCAAGUGACGGAAGGAAGAAAAGAUAUUCAUCCCGGAUACAAAACAUUUCUUGUUAUCGAUAACUCUUAUUAUAAACCUUUUGUAAUAGUGUUUCGAUACUCAGUCGUCAGAAAUUAUUAUCUUAUUGAAUGUAUAUGCUCACGCGCGGAUUGAAAGAUACUGCUUUAGAAAGGCUGCUAAUAGUAGCACGUGGCGUCAAUCCGUCAAAUUUGGUUUGAAACAUAUCGCACUGUUUUUAAUCCAUUCUGUGUAAAAAUGGCGAGUUUAGAGCUCGAACGAGGAAAGUUGGACUCUUCUAUACGCAAUUUGAAGCUCUCAGGUCAUGUAGGUUUUGACAGUCUUCCAGAUCAAUUAGUUAAUAAAUCAGUUCAAAAUGGAUUUGUAUUUAAUAUACUUUGUAUUGGUGAAACUGGUCUAGGUAAAUCGACUCUUAUGGAUUCAUUAUUUAAUACGAGCUUUGAAUCUACUCCAAGUCCACAUAAUCUAGCAUCUGUAAAAUUGAAAGCACAUACCUACGAAUUACAAGAAAGUAAUGUUAAACUUAAACUUACCAUUGUUGAUACAGUUGGAUAUGGGGAUCAAAUUAAUAAGGAAGAUAGCUUUAAAACAGUUGUUGAUUACAUAGAUGCACAAUUUGAAGCUUAUUUGCAAGAAGAAUUGAAAAUCAAACGCUCUUUAUCAACUUAUCAUGAUAGUCGUAUCCAUGUUUGUCUUUAUUUCAUUUGUCCAACAGGUCAUGGGCUUAAGUCAAUUGAUCUUGUAUGUAUGAAAAAGCUGGAUACAAAAGUUAACAUUAUUCCAAUUAUUGCUAAAGCGGAUACAAUAUCAAAAACCGAACUGCAAAAGUUUAAGAGUAAAAUUAUCUCAGAAUUGCAAAAUAAUGGAGUUCAUAUAUAUCAAUUUCCAACAGAUGAUGAGAGUGUAGCUGAUGUGAAUUCUAGUAUGAAUGCACAUGUACCUUUCGCAGUAGUUGGUAGUACUGAUUUUGUACGAGUUGGAAACAAAAUGAUGCGUUCACGUCAAUAUCCUUGGGGUACAGUUCAAGUGGAAAAUGAAUCUCAUUGUGACUUUGUAAAGUUACGUGAAAUGCUCAUUAGGACGAAUAUGGAAGACAUGCGUGAAAAAACCCAUUGUCGUCAUUAUGAAUUGUAUCGUAAGAGAAGAUUAGAGCAGAUGGGAUUCAGUGAUGUUGAUAGUGAUAACAAACCUGUAAGUUUCCAACAAACUUGUGAAGCAAAAAGAUCUAUUCAUUUACAAGAAUUACAACAAAAAGAAGAUGAAAUGAGACAGAUGUUUGUUGCAAGAGUGAAAGAAAAAGAAGCUGAACUUAAAGAAGCUGAAAAAGAGCUCCACAAUAAAUUUGAUAAAUUGAAAAAAGAUCAUACGGAAGAAAAAAAGAAAUUGGAAGAAAGUCGGAAAAAACUUGAAGAUGAUAUUUUAGAGUUUAAUAGGCGCAAGACGCAAUUUGCUCAACAACCACAGCAUCAUACGCUUACAUUAGGGAAAAGUAAGAAAAAGUAAUAUAUCUAAAUGCAAAAAUAUAAUCCUUAUAUAAGGAGAUAUUAACAAAAAUGGAACUAUAAUCGGGAUAAUAAUAUAUUACAGUAUUCAUUUACAAUUUAGAUGCAAUAUUUAUCCAAAGUGUAAAAGAUAUAUAAUCUUUGUAAAAAAAAUAAAAUAGAAAAAACAACCAUUGCACAACAUAAUAUAAAUUUUAUUAUGUCAUUAUUACUGAUAUAAAUAUUUACAUAUAAUGCAUAAAAAUUGACUUAAAAUAAACUCAUUUUGUAACAAUUGUAAUUAUUUUAGUAAUUUUACUUUUAAUUUAUAUUGUACGGUAAUAAAAUAUUUUUAAAUUACCUUUUCUUUCAAAAUGGUUUUUAAAGAAAUAUUUUAAACAAAUUAUUUAUAAAAUUAUUAAUCUGUAGAAGUUUCUGAUUUCUUUAUCUUAGGUUAAGUUCUUGAUAUCUUUAUUUUAUAAGUAUCGUAUAUAUAUUCUUGAAUAGUUUCCCUUCAUUUUUUAAUAGUUUUGUUAACUAUUUAAUAGAUAAUUAUCUAAAUGAAAAAUGUACGUAUAGCUUCAAAGUAAAAAAAAAGUAAGAAAGUAACAUCAGCAAAACAAAAUUGUAUGGCGUAUUUCCGCCAUCUUGAUACACCACUUUUAUAUUACCGUAUAAUGUGUUAUUUCCAACAUUGUUGCUUAUAUUUAGUUUAUGAUUGCACGAUGUAAAAAAUAAUGAAAAGUGAGGGUUGGUUGGAAUAUGAGCUAUGUGGUGGAUUUGAUAUUAAGUUUGCUUCUAAGCAUGAUCUAUUCAUAUAGUAUAUAUUUUAUAUGAUUUAAUAGUUAUGUGUAUUAAAAGAUGUGUGUGUGUAUAUAUGCUAUGUGAAAAAAUUAAUAUUUCAUUAUUUAUAUUAAAAUGACGGCUAUAUUUCAA
Vespula vulgaris is the source of this 2726-nucleotide messenger RNA. RefSeq names its product septin-2 (gene Septin2). The record is from RefSeq and is a predicted model, not a curated record. Gene Ontology annotation, biological process: cytoskeleton-dependent cytokinesis. The transcript is spliced from 8 exons. Lineage: Eukaryota; Metazoa; Arthropoda; Insecta; Hymenoptera; Vespidae. Gene Ontology annotation, molecular function: GTPase activity; molecular adaptor activity; GTP binding. Bases 547 to 1812 code for a protein of 421 amino acids. Gene Ontology annotation, cellular component: septin complex; microtubule cytoskeleton; septin ring.